AUGUCUAAUCCAGAGAGCCCCGCCGCGGUGCCCAACGGCCAGCCGGACCCCGUACUCGUGGGGUCCGGGCUGACGGCCUUGAGACAAGAGGCUUAUGUUGAUGCCACCAAUGCCACCCCGAGCUUGGAUGCCGAUAAGAAGAGCCAGCUGGAAAGCGAUGCACCGUCAUACUUUGCCAACCUCCCGGGAACGAGAACCGAGGGACUGGAUCCAUCGGAUCAAUCCUCGAUCCCAGACUCUCAAGGUAGAGCAUCGGGGCAAGAAUUAUUACGACGCUUAAGUCUAGUGGGAGAAUUAUCACCUAAUUUACCGGAAGUCGAUCCGCGAACACAGCAUCCUGAAUUGAAGCUGAGUGGCCGAUUGAUCAGUGCCGCCUUUUGUAUUCCAUACAAGCUUCAAUUUCAAGCAGACUCGGACUGGUCCCUCAAGUCCCGCUCCGGUUCUUCGGCUCUGUUUGAUUCCAUUGCCCACCUGGCUUCAGAGGAGACUCCCUGGUCACAUACCUUGGUGGGGUGGACCGGAGAGAUUGAACCCUUUCACGAUGCGAAGGCUCCAUUGCAACCCAUCCCUGCCAACAAGUUGCCGCCUGGGUCAAAGAAUCCGACCACAGUCCCUAUCAACAAAGCUGCGGCACCAGUCCCGGUAAAUGCGACUCAAAAACCUCCAUCCCAUCCGUUGGUCGAUGGGAUCAAUGUCGGGCGACAGGAUCGAGAGAAGCUGGAUAGUCAACUAGCCUCAGGGCGACACGGCCGGAUCUUGCCGGUCUGGUUAUUUGACCCAUCAGAGGAGCCGCAAGACACUAUUGUCCUCAAAGAUCAGGGGAGAUGGCGCAGAUAUGCCGAAAGGGAGCUCUACCCACUUCUACACUAUAAGCAGCAUGGCCCCACUGAUGGACGGUCUGAGCGACGGUGGUGGGCUGAUUAUGUCCGACUGAAUCAGCUCUUCGCCGACCGCAUCGUGCAGGAUUACCAAGAGGGUGAUGUCGUGUGGGUUCAUGACUACCAUCUGUUUCUUCUGCCGAGCCUACUUCGACAGCGGAUCCCUGAUAUCUAUGUGGGAUUCUUUCUUCAUUCUCCAUUCCCUAGCAGCGAAUUUGUGAGGUGUUUGGCGAAGCGCAAGGAGAUUUUGACCGGCGUCCUUGGUGCAAACAUGAUUGGCUUCCAGACAUUCUCCUACUCCCGACACUUCUCCUCGUGCUGCACACGGGUUUUGGGUUUUGAUUCCAACUCGGCUGGUGUGGAUGCCUAUGGGGCUCACGUUGCAGUGGAUGUGUUUCCCAUUGGAAUUGAUGCGCGUGCGAUUCAAAAAGCCGCCUUUGGCGCCCCUGAGAUCGAGAAGGCAGUGGCGGGCAUCCGCAAACUGUAUGCGGGGCGCAAAAUAAUCGUUGGCCGAGAUCGAUUGGACAGCGUUCGGGGUGUGGCCCAGAAGCUCCAGGCAUUUGAGCUGUUCUUGGAGCGAUAUCCUGAAUGGCGGGAAAAGGUUGUCCUUAUUCAGGUGACCAGUCCAACUAGCGUGGAGGAAGAGAAAGAGGACCCAGAAAACAAGAUUGCCGGCCAAAUCUCCAACCUGGUAUCCACAAUCAAUGGUCGCUUUGGCUCGCUGAGUUUCUCCCCCGUGCAAUAUUAUCCCCAGUAUCUAUCCCCGCACGAAUACUUUGCCUUGUUACGUGUGGCCGAUGUCGGACUCAUCACCACCGUGCGAGACGGGAUGAACACCACCAGCCUGGAGUACAUUGUCUGCCAGCAGACGAAUCACAGCCCUCUCAUCCUCUCUGAAUUUUCCGGUACUGCCGGUACUCUUCCUAGCGCAAUUCACAUCAAUCCGUGGGACUUGGUGGGUGUUGCUGGGGCCAUCGAUCAAGCUCUCAAGAUGCCUGCGCCACAGCGGAGAGAACAGCAUCUGAAGCUCUAUAAACAUGUUCUUACCAACACAGUGGGGGCGUGGUCGCGACAGUUCCUUCACCGGUUGUUGACCAACCUUUCGUCUUUCGACCAGUCUGUUGCCACACCAGCCCUGGACCGCGCGAAAGUGGUCAAACAAUACCGCAAAGCACGGAAACGCUUGUUUAUGUUCGACUACGAUGGUACACUGACACCCAUUGUGAAGGACCCGCAAGCGGCCAUUCCAUCCGAUCGUGUCCUGCGUACUCUCAAGACUUUAUCGGCCGAUCCGCGUAAUGCGGUUUGGAUUAUCAGUGGACGAGACCAAGCCUUCUUGGAUGAAUGGAUGGGUCAUAUUCCCGAGCUGGGGCUUAGCGCCGAGCAUGGCUGCUUCAUUCGCCAGCCGGGCUCCGACGACUGGCAGAAUUUGGCCGAUAAGCCUGACAUCAAGGAAUGGCAAAAGGAUGUCUUUGAUGUGUUUCAACACUACACCGAACGGACCGGUGGAUCAUUCAUUGAGCGGAAACGAGUCGCAUUGACCUGGCAUUACCGCCGGUCUGACCCCGAGUACGGAAAAUUCCAGGCUCAAGAGUGCCGCAAAGCACUGGAAGAUACCGUAGCCAAGAAGUGGGAUGUUGAGGUCAUGGCAGGCAAAGCCAACCUCGAGGUUCGGCCCACUUUCGUCAACAAGGGGUUCAUCGCCACACGGUUGGUAAACGAAUAUGGCACGGAGCCUGGCAAAGCGCCCGAGUUCAUCCUUUGCCUGGGGGAUGAUUUUACGGAUGAAGAUAUGUUCCGUGCACUUAAGAAGUUUGACCUACCGCAAGACCACGUCUAUUCGGUGACUGUGGGUGCCAGCUCGAAACAAACGGAUGCUAGCUGGCACUUACUGGAACCGGCCGAUGUGAUCAACACUAUUCAGAUGCUUAACCACUCCAACCAGGACCAUUGA
Messenger RNA from Penicillium odoratum, 2832 nucleotides. RefSeq names its product putative alpha,alpha-trehalose-phosphate synthase subunit Tps2 (gene orlA). Gene Ontology annotation, biological process: fungal-type cell wall organization; cellular response to heat; trehalose biosynthetic process. The transcript has 3 exons. Gene Ontology annotation, cellular component: cytosol; alpha,alpha-trehalose-phosphate synthase complex (UDP-forming). Gene Ontology annotation, molecular function: catalytic activity. The record is from RefSeq and is a predicted model, not a curated record. Lineage: Eukaryota; Fungi; Ascomycota; Eurotiomycetes; Eurotiales; Aspergillaceae. Bases 1 to 2832 code for a protein of 943 amino acids.